Haliotis rufescens (red abalone) is the source of this 5493-nucleotide messenger RNA. Its product is annotated as multiple epidermal growth factor-like domains protein 10. The transcript has 8 exons. The record is from RefSeq and is a predicted model, not a curated record. NCBI's taxonomy places the organism in Eukaryota, Metazoa, Mollusca, Gastropoda, Lepetellida, Haliotidae. Gene Ontology annotation, molecular function: scavenger receptor activity. The coding region runs from base 31 to 828 and encodes 265 amino acids.
CACCGGGCUAGAACCAACUGUACCCGUAGCAUGUUGUGUCAUAUCUCCGGCAGUGUGAAGGAAAAGGGGCGGACAUCAUCAACGGCAGUGAAGCAUAUAUCCGGUAUUGUUACAGCCAGACAACUCUCAAAGAUGUGGCCACAAAUACUUCUGUUGUUGAUCACAUCACCAGCCUAUGGCGGCCAGCAAUGUCCCUGGGGAAUAUAUGGCGAGAACUGCGACAAGAACUGCCCUUUGACCUGUAACACUGAUCCUGUAAGAAACCUCCGGCACUGUCAAAAGUACACUGGGAAGUGUUCUGAGGGAUGCGUGCCAGGCCAUCAUGGCGAUCAGUGUAAUAUGCUUUGCAGCGGAGGCUGUCUGCACAAAACCUGCAAUCAGGGAAACGGACAAUGCACAAUAGGCUGCAGUGGUACAUACAGCGGGGAUUAUUGCAACAUCACUUCAGUGGUGAAGGCACAUACAAUGUCAUGGACAGAGACAUCUACAUCAGGGGCGUCUGCCACAGAGAAACCUACGGAUCUCGUUGCAAUUAUUGUCCCCAUCAUCAUCAUCAUCAUCAUCAUCAUCAUCAUCAUCAUCUGCCUGGUCACAGUCGCAGUGGUGGCAUUCAUAGUAAGAAAACGGAAAAAGAGAAGAAAAAACGGCCAUGGCAGGUCCCCGGAAGACAUUCCCUUAAUGGAAAGGAGUGCAACAGACUUUGGCAAUCCAAUUGACCGAGAGAUAAACAAUACACGAACAUUGUUUGUGGAAACUGAAAACUUUAAGAAAGUGAGAGAAAAUGUUGGCGACGUUCCAUCAUGUGACCAUCAGUGGUGCUCCGGGUGAAGGUAAAACAUCCAUGGCCCUGAUGCUGGGAGAUGAAUACAGGACGCAGGGGUAUGAGCUGGUACUGGUUGAUGAUCUUUCACAAGUAAACUUGUCUGACUGGCAAGACCGUGAUGUAUGUGUGAUAGUUGAUGACAUAUUUCAGAAGGCUCGAUCACAUAUGGAUGUGCCUCGUCUUACACACAUUCUGUAUGACCUCCAUCUGUACCUCGCAAAGUGCAAGGACAGGUCUGAGAGACGAUAUGAGAGUAUGCAGCAGGAGUCGGGAGAGGAAGAAAGAAGAGACAAUCAGUCAGACAUGUACCUCAUAUUCACCACAGAAACCUCCGCCCUAGAACAUUCAAUGUUAAAACUUGAAGGUCAUCCAAUCUGUUUUUUUAAGUAACUCUACAGUAGCAUCAUUGUCUUACACACCGGAGGAGAAGAAAGGAAUAUGGAUGAAACAUAAACACCAUUACAAAUGCAAAGCAAACGUCGAUGAGAUCGAACUUGGUGCAUGCGAUAAACAAACUGUUGGAUUUCCUCUUGUAUGCAAAUUGUUCUCCAGUUAUGCUGCCUUUCAAGAACACGAUGAAACGUUUUGGGGAAAUUCUGUAUUCUAUCUUAAACGUGAACUUGAUACGGUGAUUAAUAGAAGGGAUAACCACUCAGCUGCCCUAAUCCUGGUGCUCCUGUGUGACAGGCAGCUGAACCUCAGUCAGCUUGAGACUGAAUCUGACAACCCAGACCUGGAUGCCCACAUCAAGACAGCUCUGUCCUUUGUGAAGACGUCAACCAGACAAGAUGUAGCUGAGGCUAUCAGAGGUUUAUGUCGUUCUCUUUUGAAAGAAGGAAACUUAAUAUCAUUUUCCCAUUUGAUGAUUUAUGAUGUCUGUGCUUCUGUCUUGUUCAGUAUUGAUCCAGAGUAUUCCCGUAAACAUUGCGACAUUAGGUUUCUCUUUGAACAUGUACAGGAUCAGCAAGCAGACAUUGCUACCUUCAAUGAACACCAGCUCAGCAUUCCUUUCUUAGCGGCCUACAGUGAAACCAUUGUUGACAGAAUGGCUGAUUAUAUUGCCAAUGGUUCUUUGAGUGAAUACAUCAUGCAUCCUAUAUGUAGAAGAAAGGAAAUAGUUGACAGAUUAUCUCAAAUGAUAAAAGAUCUAGCUUCUCUGUCUCAUGAUGUCAUCCACAACAUCUUCCAUUACGCCUGCUUCACUGGGAACACGACAAUCCUGGAGCAACUUGUUCAUCACUGUGACAUCAAUAGACGUGGCUUGAAUGGCUGGACGCCAGUUAUGUACGCAGUUGUCUCUUGACACGUGGGUAGUCUGAAACUCCUGGUGAAACACAACGCUGAUGUAGGACUAUGUGACAACAAUAACAACAGCUUAUUACAUCUGGCAGUUGAGAAUGGAACAAGGUCCAGUGUAGAGUAUCUUCUUAAAGAAUUGAAAUGUGACAUCAACACUCGAGGAAUGCAUGGCUGGACACCACUUGUGUGUGCAGUGUUUGCUGGAAAGAAGGAUGCUUUGGAUGUUCUUUUGAAACACAAAGCUGACAAUAGAUUAAGAGAUAAAAAUACCAGGAAUGCACUUCAUCUAGCAUGUGAGUGUGGGGUUAAUUGUAUUGUGGAACGCCUGCUGCAAUUAACGGGUGUGAAUGCCACUGGUAAACAUGGUCAGACACCAAUAAUGUGUUCAGUAUCAUCUGGAAAGAAGAACACGUUCGACCUUCUUUUGUCAAGAAAUGCGGACAUCAACCUGACUGAUGAUGGCAACAACAGCCUGCUUCAUGUGGCUUGCCAGUCGGACGAUACAUCUAUUUUAGAGUAUCUACUUACACGGCUUGACAUCAACAGGCUGGGAAAACAUGGCUGGACACCAGUUAUGAAGGCAGCUGUGAAUGGAAGGAAGGACGUAUUUGACCUGCUUGUGAAAGAGAAAGCAAAUCUUGAACUGAUUGACGACAGUAGUAACAAUCUCCUCCAUCUUGCAUGUCACGGCGGAAAUGCCUCCAUUGUGAAAUACUUACUCCCACAGUUUAACAUCAACAGUCGUGGAGGCAAUGGCUGGACGCCAGUGAUGUAUGCUGCUGUCAAUGGAGACAGUGAUGUGUUCCGCCUGCUUGUGUCAAAGGAUGCUGAUCUCUCCCUGGAAGAUGACUACAACAACUCGGCAUUUCAUUUGGGAUGUAUCGGAGGAAACAGAACCAUAGUGAAAGAUCUACUGCUAAAAGCUGAUAAGAACAGUCAGGGAAACCUUGGGAGAACAGGAAUCAUGAAGUCUGCUUGGGCAGGCAAUGCUGAUGUUUUCAAACUCCUUGUGUCAAAGAAAGUUGAUCUCAAAACAGUUGAUGAUAACAAUGAUACUAUACUUCACCUUGCCAGUCAGGGAGGAAACUGCUCCAUUGUUGAAUAUUUGAUAGAGAAACAGUUUGACAUAAAUUGUCGUGGAAAAAACGAUUUGACAACAGUGAUGUAUGCAGCAUUGUCUGGAAAGAAAGAUGCAUUUGAACUACUUUCUUCAAAACAAGAUGCAAUGUCCGCAUACAAUGUAUAUCGUGACACAAUACUUCACUUGGCAUGUGAAGGCGGGACUAUAUCCAUUGUACAAUCACUUCUUUUGAUAAUAGAUGUAAACAUUCGGGGAAAGAAUGACCGGACUCCAGUCAUGGCUGCAGCUGUGGCAGGGAAGAAGGAUGUGUUUGACUUUCUGAUUUCAAAGAAAGCUGAUCUCACACCGACUGAUGACAACAAAAACAACAUUCUUCAUCUUGCAUGCCGGGGUGGAAAUACAUUCAUCAUAGGGCAUCUCAUACCACUGUUUGACAUGAACAGUCCUGGAGAAGAUGGAUUGACACCAUUAAUGAUGGGAGCUCUCAGUGGGAAGAAGGAAGCUUAUGAUCUGAUUGCAAGAAAAGGGGGUAAUCAAUCAUUAACUGCCUCUGAAAAUGAUAUUGUUCUUCAUGCAGCCUGUCUUGGGGGUAAUCUAGCCACUGUAAAGGAGGUAAUUGACAGCUUUUACAUCAACACCAGGGGAAGGAAUCGCGAGACUCCUCUAAUGCGAGCAGUCUGUGGAGGUCACAUUGCUGUAUACAAAUACUUGAUGUCCUGUGGUGCUGACCCUACUCUGGUGGACAAAGACAGACACACUCUACUUCAUCUUGCAUGUCAUCACGGACAGCUUGCAAUGUUGAAACAUAUCAUAGCUGAUUUGAUGUCAACUCAAAGGACAAUAUGGGCCUCACACCUGUCAUGACGGGUGUACUGCACAGAAAAGCUGCCGUUGUCAAAUACCUGACAAACAGAGGCACGGAUCUGACUUUAGUUGACAACACGGGAGACGAUGCUCUUACUCUCGCCCUGAAACACGGUAACAGACAAAUCAUAAAACAACUCCACAGAAAACAAGUCCAGCAAGUGGCACCGUGGAGUGAGCUAAUGAAGUCCCUGGUCAGGGGGGAAGUAGUUUUCCUGAAGACCUACAGUCGAGGGAGUGCUGACCUGGUUCAGACAGAUCAGGAUGGAGACAGUUUACUACAUCUUGCCUGUCGAGGAGGCAACAGAUGGUGUGUGGAGUAUCUGCUCCCAUCCUAUGACGUCAAUGUCCGUGGUCGCUAUGGCUGGACACCGGUGAUGAUGGCGGCUGCGUGUGGACAUGAUGAAGUGAUCCAUCUACUGGUGUCUCACGAUGCAGAUCUCACUCUGGUCUCUGACACUGGAGAAACUAUUCUCAGCCUUGCUCAGCGGGGAGAGUGCAGUGUUGCAAUCACAAUUCUAAAACGGAAUGCCUUGCCAUCCCAUUCACUGAGAGUAGAAGUGUGGGAAGGAACCCCCGUUUAAUCGGAUGCACAUUUCUCCACAGGUGAUCAUUCAGCAUGUAGGUUGACACAUGCAUUUGAUAUUAUAGAGGUGCAACUGUCCACUCAUUGUUAUAACGUUCCUCAUUGAAUGUGUUUGGGCUGUUAAUGGGUUAACGACCAAUUGAUUCAAUAGCAAUCAAUUCCCUACGUUUUAAGUCUGUUCAUAUAGAACUGUUGUGAUUAUGAUAUACAAUGUUGUGUGAAAUAAAACAUGCACUAUAGUGUUGUAGUCUUGUGUUGCAAUAGGUGAAAAGUGGUGGUGAUAAAUUGAUCAUAAUUACCUUAUACAUAACCAUAUUGUAUGUACAAUUAUAUGUGUCAGUGUCAUUUAUUUUAAACAAUAUUGUAAUUGUGUUACAUUGUUUCUGUUGAGAUUCCGUGGAAGUCCAUAGCAUUGUGUUUUGACAAUAAAUUGUUGUAAGGAAUGUAAUACUAUCUAAUGUUAGCAGUGAUGUGAAAGUAAUAUUUAGAUGCUUUUGGAGUCAAGUGUAAUCUCGAACAGCUCAACUUAUCCAGCACUGUCUAGAAAUGCUGGGAUAUAUAUAGACUAUUCAAGGGAUGCAAGAGUAUGCCUCUCUCAUCUCACAUUACAUCAACACCAACUUUUGUGUGAAGAUCAUUGUGUUCCCCCUCGAUGCCCAUUCUAGGCAUAUUUUGAGAGCUUGACAACUGUUGCUGCAAGGUGAAUGUUAUUAUGUCUGACUGUCUUGCUAUUACCCCUGUUAUUGUAUUGUAUACUGCCACUGCAUUUUGUAAUGCCAUUGUAAUAACUGUUGCAUGAUAGGGAACUUAGCUGAUGAAAUAAUACAUUUGUCAAUUGGA